Rhineura floridana is the source of this 7108-nucleotide messenger RNA. It is a transcript of the gene PPM1E, whose product is annotated as protein phosphatase, Mg2+/Mn2+ dependent 1E. Gene Ontology annotation, biological process: negative regulation of protein kinase activity; protein dephosphorylation. The coding region runs from base 307 to 2652 and encodes 781 amino acids. The transcript has 7 exons. NCBI's taxonomy places the organism in Eukaryota, Metazoa, Chordata, Lepidosauria, Squamata, Rhineuridae. Gene Ontology annotation, molecular function: protein serine/threonine phosphatase activity; cation binding. The record is from RefSeq and is a predicted model, not a curated record.
GCUCGGGCACGCGCGCCGGCAUUCCCUCAGGGAAAAGAGGCGGCGGGGGCGGCGGCUACGGCAACGCGCGCCUCGUCCAACCCCGCCCGCUCCCCGCUUUGGCGCGUGUCCCCCUCGUCCCCCCGCUGGUUUGGGAGCGCGCACGCGAGACGGAGGGAGGCGGGAGCGCAAGAGCGCGCGGGCGCGAGCGGCGAGGGCGCGCGAAGGAGGCAGCCUGUGCGGCGUCGGGGCGGGCGCCGAGGGAAGAGGGCAGUCGCCGCGCUCGCUGCUGGUCUUCGCUCUCUCCUCCGCCGGGCAUGCGAAGCGAUGGCCGCGGGCGGCCCCUUCAGCGUUGAGGAGAGGACCUACCGCCGCUUCCUGGAGCUUUUCCUGGGCGAGUUCCGCGGACCUUUCGGGUCGGAACCGCCGUCGCCCCCCUCAGGCGGCGGGGCAGAAGGCGACGCGGGGCGAGGAGGAGGAGAAGGGGAAGCCGUUGAAGAAGAGGAGGAGGAGGAGGAGGACGGCGAAGAAGCAGAAGAAGCGGGUGCCCUGAGGGGAGACGGAGAGCCGCCGCCUGAGCCGGCCGAAGAAAACGGCGAGGCGGCGGCGGUGGACGAAGGCGACACCGCCGCCCCUCGGGAGGGAGAGGAAGACGGCGAUGGAGGGAGCAGCAUUGGGGAAGCCCAGCCUGAGGAGGAGCCGGCGGCAGUGCCGGCUCCGCAGCCUCCUCCCUCCUCCUCCUCCUCCGCAGCCCGGCCGGCCAGCCCUCCGCAGCCGCCGCUGCCCCGGCCGCUCUCGGAGCACAUCACGGAGGAGGAGGUGGAGGGCGAGUGCCUGGACCUCUGCCUGCAGCAGCUCUACAAAUAUAAUUGCCCUUCCCUUUUGGCGGCUGCUUUAGCCCGUGCGACAGCUGAUGAAGUCCUCCAGAGCGACCUCUCGGCACACUACUUGCCCAAGCACGCAGAUAGCCCAGAUGGGAUCAUCCAGGUGGAGACAACGAAGUUGGCGCGCACAGUGUUCAGCACACUCCAUGGGGUUUGCAACAGCUGGGUAAAAGACUUUCCCCUCCAGUCGAAGCCUCACUGUUACUACGAAACAUCAAUUCAUGCCAUUAAGAACAUGCGCCGCAAGAUGGAAGACAAACAUGUCUGCAUUCCAGACUUCAACACGCUCUUCAAUCUUGAGGAUCAAGAGGAGCAGGCCUAUUUUGCAGUAUUUGAUGGCCAUGGAGGAGUGGAUGCCGCCAUCUAUGCUUCCACCCACCUCCACGUGAACCUGGUACACCAAGAGGCGUUCCAGCGGGACCCUGCAGAGGCCCUGUGCAAAGCGUUCCGAGUGACAGAUGAGCGCUUCGUGCAGAAGGCGGCCAGAGAGAGCUUGCGGUGUGGGACCACAGGUGUUGUGACCUUCAUCCGAGGGAACAUGUUAUACGUGGCAUGGCUGGGAGACUCCCAAGUGAUGCUUGUGAGAAGGGGUCAAGCUGUGGAACUGAUGAAGCCUCAUAAACCAGAUCGCGAGGAUGAGAAGAAACGCAUUGAGGCCCUCGGAGGCUGCGUGGUCUGGUUUGGGGCUUGGCGAGUCAACGGGAGUCUUUCUGUCUCCAGAGCCAUUGGUGACGCAGAGCACAAGCCAUACAUCUGUGGAGAUGCAGACUCUGCCUCCGUAGUUCUGGAUGGAUCUGAAGACUACCUCAUUUUAGCCUGCGACGGAUUCUAUGACACGAUGAGCCCUGACGAAGCCGUGAAAGUGGUGGCUGACCACCUGAAGGAGAACAACGGGGACAGCAGCAUGGUGGCACACAAGUUGGUGGCAUCGGCUCGAGACGCUGGCUCCAGCGACAACAUCACCGUCAUUGUGGUCUUUCUCAGGGACAUGAGCGCAGCCGUCAGCAUGAGCGAGGAGUCGGAGUGGACAGAGAACUCCUUCCAAGGCGGGCAAGAAGACCACGGUGACAAUAAAGAAAACCACGGGGAUUGCAAGAGGCCGUGGCCUCAGCACCAGGCCUCCGCGCCUGCGGAUCUGGGAUACGAUGGGAGAGUGGAUUCUUUCACAGACAGAACUACCUUGAGCGCAGGUACCAGAAUCAAUGUGUUGGAAGACCCAGGCUAUUUAGACUUGGGGAAAACGGAAGCCAGCAAACUUCAGAGUGCCAAGCGCGUGUCCUCAGAUCAGUGGUUCAGGGCUGGUGCACCAAAGAGAGCAUCCCUGGGUCAGGGCGCAUCAGCCGAGAACAAGACAGUGGCCAAUUCGGCAGGCAGGCAGAGCAGCCUCCAGGAACAGCAGCUCAUCUCUCUUGCUUCUGGCUCUGCAAGCCCACACGAGUACAGCAUCCCCACCGGGCUGAAAGGUGGACGCUUCAAAUCUUGGGGGAAAAGAGCUUCCAUUUUCUCUCCCCUUCACUUCUGUGACACAAAGCGGUGGCGGCGACUAGCCAGACUGAAGCCAAAGCUCCACAUGCUUCUCUUUGAGCACAGGCUGCUUUCCCGCACAGGAGGAUCAGCUCCAUGCUCGCCUAGCGGUGCGAAUGGCCGUAGCAACAAGUUGAUAAGGAGCCGGCUCUGGCAGGGCUUCUCCAGUUGUCAGCAGGGUCAUGGCCAGAGCGUUCUGCUGCUGCCGCCAAGGCAGAGUCACUGUAUACCAGGCCCUGGGCCUCUCUGGAGCUGUACAAAAUAACAGGCUCCUUUGUAUCCCCCCCUCUGCCCCAUCCUCUCCAAAUAGUUUAGGUUAGGCAUUCACGGAAGGAGAAGUAAACUAAAAAGAGUGAGCAUUUCAGAACAAUGUGAUUGUGGAAUGUUCCACUCAUGUAAAUAGAUCCUGCAAGUGUUUCCGUCUCCAAAAAAACAAAGGGGAGGGGCUGGAGUGCCAGUCUUUCUCUCCCUCUCUGAGCAAUGUCACAAACACUCUCUCACACGCACACACAUAGUGUGUAUCUAUAGCUUCAUCUUGCUCAAGGGAACUAAAUACCGACAGUGGCACACUGGACUAGACUGGAAAGUGCUGUUUUUAAAGAGAGACUGCAACAACAACAACAACAACAAAGUGAAACCUGUUUUGAGAUAAGUCUGUGGAGCAAUAUUAUCAGAAGGAUCUGGUUUUUGGAACCAGCCAGUUUUUGUAAGUGGGGUAGAGGGAAGGGGGCAGGAAGAUGCGAUUAGCCCAGGUUGGAGGGGGUGGGGUGGUUUUUUAAGUUAAAAGAGCAAUUAGGGAAAGCAGAGGGUGCUUUGCAGGUACAUUAUUAAAAGCCAUAUGGGGGGGGGUUAAUUUAGCACUUGAGGACUCCUAGCCCCUGUUGUAUAUCUAAUAAGACUCCAAUCAAACCAUAUACUCAACCUUCAACUCCCCCCCCCCCCCCGUGUAACAUAAAAAAGGAGGGAAUGCUAAUUUUUUGUAGUUUUUAAAGAUCAUUUCCUGUGGAUGAAGUUAAAAGUAUAUUGGAAUGUCAGUAGCUUGGAGUUUUUUGGGGUGCUUAGUGACAUUUUAGUCUUUUAAAACAGAAAAAGUAAUAAUGUUACAACUAUUUGCAUCUAACAAUAGUAGUGGUUAAAUCUUCCCGCUGCCGUGUCCUCCCCAGUCCCUAAUUUAUCUCAGGUGUCAAACUGAUAUAAACUUAGUUCAGAUUCAGAUACGUUGUCCCCUGAACUGAUGCAGCCAGCAACUUGCUUGUAAGUUUUUUUGGUGGUGGAGUUUGUCAUCAGUUCUCCCUUCCCCAGAAUCCACCCAGAAGGUGAAGUGGAGCAAUCAUCUUUGGCUUAGCUACUUUCAGGGUCUCUUUCUGUGGCCACACAGAGUCAUGAAGUGAAACGACGAGGGCGAGCCCGUGGGACUGUAAGCGGAUGGAAAAGUGGGACGAAGCCAAGCCAGCUCUUAGCAGCAGUUGCAAAAUGAGGGAGACUAGAUGAGCUCUGGGCUGUCAGUUGCUUGGGAAGGAAGGGUGAGUAUGAGAACUGUCUGUCCUUCUUAAUGAGCAAAAAGUUUUUAAAAACAUUUUUUUAAAAAAUAGACCAGUUUUAGCAUUGAAUGGGUACAGUAGCUAGAAUAGAGAUGAAUCAGGGACAGACAGUAUGUUAGGUCUCCCAGUUGCUAACAUUUGCCUGAAUGACCUUAAACGAUAAGGCAGUUUACACAGAUCUGAAUACAUUAGAUAAUUCAGUGGGGAUUACGUUUUAGCCGAAUGGUAUCACUGCUGGAUGCAAUUUGGUAUCAGUGCUUAGGAAGCUGCCUCAUUCCGAGCCAGAGCCUUGGUCGUCUGGUUUAGCAUUGUGGCUCUCUGGGUUUCAGGUGCCAGGGACUGAAUUGAGGACCUUCUGCAUGUGCUCUGCCACUGAGCUACAGCCCUUCCCAAAACUGGUCAUUUACAAUGACUAGGAACGCAGAGAAUUAGGAAAUUAUUCUGAAUUGUUUCAUUGAGUGACCCAACUUCUUAAACCAACUUGAUGAAACUAGAAGGGCAGACAGCUACAAUGCCCCAGCUUUACUCUCUGUGGGGGAGGGGGCAACCAAAAUUAGCACUUUCCCACUUAUCAGGAAGCCUUAGGUGUGUGGUGUUACAAAUCAAGUGUUACUAAGGGAAUGAGGAACUGCAGAAGAGCACCGCGAGUGCUUCCACUGCCAGGCCAUUGCUGCUUUGAGACCAGCGCAGCAGCAGUUCUCUCCUACCGCAUCCUUCUAGGGGGAAAAGCACAGUUCUUUGAAGAAAUUCCAAAAUGGUGCAAAUGUGUUCUGACCUCUUCCCAACAUGCAGGCAUAAUUGGAAAGUACUGGCUCAUUUAAAAAAAAAGAAAAAAAGAAGAAGCAGAACUCUACCUGUGUGGAUUCAUACAUGUAUUAUCUGCGGCUCAUCCUGUUCAUUCCUAGUGUGGUCCUGUACAAAAUAUUGUUACAACUAGAAAGUGUUCAUCUUUCAUUACAUAGUGGUAGAAGUAUGUAGGAUCCAUUUGUGAGGCACGUCUUCAACCAUGGUAGAAUACAUAUUUAAAAGUAGUUGUUCUUGGUCCAAUAUAAGCUGCUCGAUUCUACACACUAGGCAAAAAAAGUGCUUUGUGACAUGCUGUGUGUUUUUCUCUUAAUGCCACUGGUGAUAGGACAUAGUUCUCUUCAGUUCAAACUCCUGUGCCCUCAUUUGCUGCUUGCUGACGUAAGCAAUAAGCUCCCCUUUUUAAUUAAUGAUCUCUCAGUGUUCUGUAUCUUGUAUUUUGAUUCUCUGGCUGGUGAGAAUGUACAAAAAAAAUAGAUAUCUUAACUGUAUUUAUUAACGGUUAAUGUUGGUUGUCUGUAAAGUGUUUUGUAAAUCUGUGUAUUUUAAUAGUGGUGACAUCUGCAUAAUGAAACCUUUCCAAUAAAGAGCUGAAGUAGCCCUUGAGUUCACACAGUCUGCAUCAGCUGCAUGCGUUGUGUAGGACCACAAGUAGUGGUGGCAGUUGGUGAUGACAGAAGACUCCAGACUGCCUUUCCCCAGGCUGUUCAAAACCUGCUUGUUGUGAGCUUAUUCACUGUGAGGAUCAAAGGGAUGCUGUUCAUCCCUCUCCCAUAGUCUCCUGUCUCCAACUUUAAAUAUAGAGUUGUGAGGAAUGUCUCCUGUUGCAGGAAAUGGAAUAGCAGCAGAGCACAGCAAGCCAUUAAUCUAUUUCAGUUGCACUAACAGUUGUACAAGGAAAAUGUUUAUACGUUGAAGUGCCAACAAAUUGCCCUUGUUAGUUUGGAAGUCAGGAAGGCGCCCGCCCGCCCACUCAGGAAAGGGAGCAGACUCCCCUACUCAGCACGGUUGGGGCGGGGCACGCAGGGAGGAAGAGCACUCUCUUCUUUGCCCCGUCACUUCCUGGCUCAAGAAGUCAAGACAGGCUCUAGGAGGAAAAGAAUGCCCUUUCCUGAUGUUGGCCUUGUGCCUGCGCCUUGGGGCUUGUAGCAGCUGCCCCUUGCUAGUAAUACCUUUAAAUUCAGAGCCUUCCGUCUCAUCUAGUCGAGCAUUACCUUUUACAUGCCUUCUGUUUAGAGUAUUCUACUGUCGCAGAGGCACAACACUCUUUUCCCUAGAACAUUCAGUUAAAACAACUUUGCAGAUUAUAUUCACCCUGACAAGCGAGAGCUGCAGUUCAAGCAGCCCUUUCCCUACACUGAAUUUUGUCAUAGCUCUGCCAAAAUGUAGCUCAUUCUCAUGCAUAAAGAGAAGCAAGAAGAGGUCACGGUCGCUUUGGGCAUGCCUAUAAGUUAGGGCUACGUGCCUCUUCUCUCUGCAGCAUAAACCCUUUAACAGGAGAAGACUGAACGUUUUGCACCGAUGGGUUGUGUGAACAAUGGCCUGGUUUGCACAUCACAGUAAGCCACAGUUCGUGGCUUACCAUGAACGCACCUUCCAGGGCUGUUUUGUCUCCUCCCCGCUCGGAGGAAACAGCUCAUAACCCCCUGGCUUAGUGUUACGUCUGAACCAGGGGACUCAUGUUUUGCUCUGUGAUCAGCAAGUCAAGAAGAACCCUUGGCUACAGAUCAGGAAUUGCUAGGAGCAAAACAAACCGUGAUCCCUGCCUGGUUCAUCCCUAACACUAAGCCAAGGGUCAUCACUUAAUUCCUGCCACUGUGAAGGAGGAGGAGCAAAGUGGGCACAAAUCGCUCAUAUACAGAAAGCCAUGCUUUAUUGGCUCAUACGUACAAGUGACAAAGUCAUUUUCAACAUUACUUUAAACACUAGUCUCUUAUAACUGCCAGUAUUAAACAGUGAAGUACUAUACAAGUAAUCACAAGGGUUGGUUUAACAAUAUAAACUGAUUUGUUUUACUUACCCUUUUGUUGCUGCAUUUUUCUUUCUAAAAGUGGGGCGAGUCUAAACAAGGCUAGGUUGGGGGAAGCCAGCUGAGAUUCAUCCUUAUUACUAAAAUGUUAGAAUGGCACAUUCCUAAGAAUGCCAAGUGUAUUAUUAUUGAGCUCCUGUUGAAAGAUACUUAUGCUGUCAUAAAAACUAAUGAAGUGGGUCAGCUUAAUAUAAAUGACUUUACUACUCUGUUGGGACCCAUUUACAACGUUGUUCCUAUAGCUCACAAGUUCAGUAGGAAUCAUGUAUUAGCCAUAUUUUAUUUAUUAAUGCUGUUCGCAAAAGGUAAGGACUAUGUUCAACUUCUACCAAUAUCUUAAUAAAACA